AUGGCGCCCCAGGAACAGACACCGAACAUGCUGCAACUGAUCCAGAUGAACAAGAGCAUUACGGAAACACAGUCUGCCAUUGCCGCGGCGCAGAUCAACAUGGCAGAGACGCAGGGCAAAAUUGCAGAGACGCAGAGCAAAAUGGCCGAGACUCAGAACACCAUUGCCGCCACGCAGCAGUCAAUGCUCGCCACACUUGGCAGCCCAAAGCCGGAGAAGCAAGCGGCCAUCUGGACGACGGCAUUCCUUUCGGGCGUGACAUGCGAGGUUCUUUGGUACAAGAUCAGCGCAUGGGAACUCAAAUAA
Messenger RNA from Verticillium dahliae VdLs.17, 306 nucleotides. RefSeq lists its product as uncharacterized. Lineage: Eukaryota; Fungi; Ascomycota; Sordariomycetes; Glomerellales; Plectosphaerellaceae. The coding region runs from base 1 to 306 and encodes 101 amino acids. The record is from RefSeq and is a predicted model, not a curated record. The transcript has 2 exons.